UUGGCUCAGCCAUGCGGUGCGCGUCAGCUUGAGAUAUAUUAAGGGCCUGCGAUCCUGCGCUAACAAAAAACCGUCAACAACAAACAAACGGCGAAGUCAUUUUUUUUCCUUUCAAAUAUAUAUUCGUACUUGACGUCUUUGCACUCAGUUUCUUCUCUAUCAUCGCCUCACUUCGCUGUUCGAGCUACUCUCUCCGUCACAUAGCCGCAUUUAUCUUAAACCAACACUUUCAGGCAACUGCUCGGGUAUCAACGAGGAAAAAUGGGCAAGGGUGGUCGAUUUGCGUGCAUUUUUCUGCCGUACAUUCUAUCAAUUGGCACACUUGUAUGCCUUGCUCUAGUCGGCCUAGGAUGUUACAACACCACCACUCUCACCGAUGUUUACUUUGCAAAGGUAAGCUUGUUGUAUCCUUGUUGCUGCUUUGUCUGUUUUCCUUCGGGCAGCUCUGACUCAUUCCGUACAGGUUAACAUGAAAGACAUCAAUACAUCCCCGUCCGGGCUAAAUAGUCAACUACAACCGCUCGCACAUGGCCUCGAACAGGCCAAAGCCAAGGGCGAUAUCCACGACUUCUAUAUCGUUGGCAUAUGGAACUACUGCUACGGAGACAGCAAGGACGGAAGUGACAAGGUCACCUUUUGCUCCCCUCGCCGAUCGAGAUUCUGGUUUAACCCUGCCGAAGUCUGGGGUGUCGAUGAUACUAUCGAACAGCUCUACCCAUCAUCCCUGCAAAAGGGCCUGAAUACCUAUCAGAAGGUUGCUGGAUGGAUAUAUGUUGCUUACGCUGUUGCCAUCUCUGCCUCUGCCAUUCAGCUUCUAGUUGGAAUCUCUGCUAUCUUCAGCAGAUGGGGUAGCUUUUUCACUACUCUCGUUGCAGGCGUUGCCACUGUAUUUACCAUCGGUGGUGCAGCCACUGCCUCCGUCCUCUACGGUACCCUUGUCGGAGCCAUUAAAGCAGGUCUCAAGCCGUUUGAUAUCAAGGCCGACGUUGGAACUCGCAUGCUCGCCAUCUACUGGCUUGGCGGCCUCUUAACCCUUGCCGGAGGGUUCUUCUGGCUCCUUAGUGUCUGCUGCUGCUCUGGCCGCUCUCCAUACGGCCACCGUGAUGAUCGACGUGGUAUUACUGCCGAAAAGACUCCUUACACCUACGAGCGUGUUGCUAGCCCAUACGGUGUUCACCCAGGAUCUGCCGUCCCAAUGCAUAACAUGCCUCCUCACCAUACCCAGGACACUGCCUACGAACCCUUCAGACACGAUCACCGCGUAUAGGUUCUUUUCAUCUUUUCAUAUACCCAAGUUUUCGUUUUCCUUUCUUUAAUACGGCUCAAGAGAAAGGCAGAGAAAGUAAUGACCCAUUCAUGACCACUGGUGAACUUUGGCAUCGCUAUCUGAGUUUGAUAGAGUCUCUACAUCUGUGUUCCUCCUUUUUUUCAAAGUAUCUGGUACUCAUUUCCAUGGUGCGGGGAUGGCGUUGGCCUGGCCUGGCCUUGACCUUUUUAUUUCCUUGUUUCUUCUUGUAUCUACAAUACCGACAUAUGGAGUACAUAUUCUAUGACACUCUCUUUGUACAGAAAUUACAGCCAUUUCAAUGAUAUGAUAACGAUUUUAUUAUAGACCCGAUGAUAGUAAAGCUGGACCAAUAGAGCUGUGAGACUAUGUUCUACCUAAGACAGCCCCAUCUAUACACACCCUAUACUGACCACGUGUCUUAAAUACGAAGAUCUGACUCAGUUCGAUGCUAACUCGGAACUCGUAGAAUAAGAUGCCUUACCCAAGUAAGAUUGGUUUCUGUAAUAAAACUCAAGUUUGGCUACAGGCCCCAGGAUUCCAGUGGUUGAUAUACAGAGCCUGGUGAAUUAGACUCUAUCUGAAGACUUGUUUUAGUAGUAAUAUAAAUGUGCAUGAAUUACAGUGAAGGGACCAAUAAAGCUCGUGUGUGCUUGAUUAAUAUAGCCAUGAAAUGUUUAAUGGUACUAUACAGGGUAAGCUGGUGAUUACCCGGGGGGAAGUAGAAAGCGUGGAGGCGAAAUCGAAGAGUAGAAAAUCGUGCCUGCGUGGAGCAGGUAUUUCCAGGCAGCAAUCAAACAUCCCACUCAGUGUUUCCCCGGAUAUGUGAUGUGCCGGGCGUUCUUGUGAUCGUCAUGAAGGGUGAGGCUCCCCCAUCGUUGAGGCUAUUAAUUCAUAACAUCUCCUCUAGGCCAAAAAGAGCAUGACAGAGACGAGAGGCAGCGUUCAUAUUCCACACAAGAAAGAUUGAGAAAUAUUAUAGUGAAACAGUAGACCAAAGGAAAGCAAUCAAGCCCGCACGCUAAAGAGGAAGGAGGGAAAGAGGCAAUGUGACGGAGGAGAGACUGGGUGGACGGUGGAAAAGAGAUGUUCUCGGCUGUUCACCUCUUGCGCUCGAAAUAUCCGCUCGAUCCCAGCACCGCGAUGCUCUGGUCCAUCACCCAUUCACCAACACCGAGAUAGCCGUCGAGCCAUCGUUUAACUUCUUUGCUCUCUGUGAUUUUGUCAGAGUUCAGGCUGGGGCUAACGUCAUAUUUGGCCGUUCGUCCACGGCCCAUGCGAUGCUCGUCCGACUCAAUUCACCACACCGCGUUUUCUCCCUUCAUGAAUCAAUCCA
Molecule: messenger RNA, 2621 nt
Organism: Trichophyton rubrum CBS 118892
Lineage: Eukaryota; Fungi; Ascomycota; Eurotiomycetes; Onygenales; Arthrodermataceae
Exons: 2
Coding region: 470-1267 (265 amino acids)
Biological process (GO): fungal-type cell wall organization
Cellular component (GO): cell cortex of cell tip; plasma membrane
Source: RefSeq, a predicted model, not a curated record